AUGCCUCUUUCGUUUAGUUCGGUCGCGACUGCGGCUCCGACUGGACAAGGGGGUUCGAGUGUGGGAUCUGGUCCGGCUACGAGCGCGCCGUGGACUGCGAUCCCGACGGUCUCUGCUUCGACUAAGAGAGCGAUGGUCACGAGAAUUAAGGUCCUUGAUGAUGAUCUUCGUAACCGACCUCCACCACCUCGACGUCCAGGACUGCCUGAGCGGGACGGCGACCGCGAUAACGAGCGUCGUGGUGGCGAUCGUGAUCGGGAAGCGGAACGAGAUACGGAGCGAGAACGAUAUCUCUGCGACCGUUGGUUUCGGCGACGGCGUGGAGACGGUGAACGCGAAACGUUUCGUGAAGAAGAACUCAGGGAUCUUCUCCGAUAUCUUCUAGGAGAACGUGAGCGAGAUGAUUCAGAACGAGUGCGAGAUCUUGAUCGGUGGUCACUAUAA
Coccidioides posadasii C735 delta SOWgp is the source of this 444-nucleotide messenger RNA. The record is from RefSeq and is a predicted model, not a curated record. Lineage: Eukaryota; Fungi; Ascomycota; Eurotiomycetes; Onygenales; Onygenaceae.